Molecule: messenger RNA, 306 nt
Organism: Acytostelium subglobosum LB1
Lineage: Eukaryota; Evosea; Eumycetozoa; Acytosteliales; Acytosteliaceae
Exons: 2
Coding region: 1-306 (101 amino acids)
Molecular function (GO): nucleic acid binding
Source: RefSeq, a predicted model, not a curated record
AUGUUCACGUACCGCAUCACACCGCACACUACAACUGGUUUCUCUCCAUACCAACUACUCUUUGGUCGCUUUGCCAAGAUCGCAGUCGAGACCAACUUCAAAGUCAAUCCACUGUCUGGAGAGAUUGUCCUCCAGAAGCCUGAGUCGUACGCCGAAGAGUUAGAGAACUCUUUGAAGUUUGGCUACUACCAAUCAUACAAGAACAAGAUGGCCCGCAAUGAAGCCAACCUGUUCAGUCACAAUCGUGGUCGUUCUGUUCCACAGUACAAGACUGUCAACGUGGAUCGAAUGAAGCCUGCUGCCUAA